AUGGCGGUAAUGUCUCCUUCCCUUCUUGCUGGAGCGGCAGCUCUCAUCUUUAUCGGCGUUCUGCUCGUCCGUCUGCGUUCCCCUUUGGCUUCCCUCCCAGGACCUCGUCUAGGUCUUCUAACACCUUGGCAACUGAGAUACCAUGAGCUUCGUGGGAAAAGAACACAAUAUGUUCACCAAAUGCACCAGAAGUACGGAAAUGCAGUCCGUUUAGCCCCAAAUGAGGUUGUCUUCUCAUCACUGGACGCGAUGAAGGAGAUCUAUCUGUCGAAGGGUAGUGGCUUUGAUAAGACAAGUUUCUACAACCUCUUCUCUCAGUUCGGGCUCAGGACAAUGUUCUCAAUGCUGCCAAAAGGCCCACAUAGCCAGAGACGACGGGUAAUCGCUGACCGUUAUGCAAACACCAAUGUCAACCGUGAAGACUCUCUACACGGCAUACAAGAAAGAUCACGAAACUUCAUCACUCGGUGCCAAGAUGCUCCAAAGCAGGAGCUUGACGUUUACAUGUUCCUUCACUGCUACGCGUUCGACUGCGUUACGCAUCAUCUGUUCCAUCCACAUGGCAGUGACUCGAUUCUUCAGACGUCAGACGAAGAAACACUCCAUGAAGCGGUAUUUGACAACAGCCUUGUUCGAAGACUCUUGAACUAUUACCACCCGACCCUUGGUAGCCUCGCAGGCAAGCUAGGCUUGUUCGGAAAAUCGCGCGGUAUUCCUCGAGCUACAGAGCUUGUCCUCAAUGGUGUGAAAAAAGGCGGCGUCGCUGACUUUACACUGGUGAGUCGCAUGCAGGAAGAGAAGUUCGGUAUGGGCAUUUUUGACGUCGCAUCUGAAUGCAUGGAUCACAUGCUUGCUGGGAUUGAAACCACUGGUGAUGCGCUGUGCUUUCUGAUGUGGCAGAUCUCCCAGCCAGGCUAUACCUUCAUCCAGGAGCGCCUGCGAGAUGAGUUCAGAGCCAACCCUGAUGUUUCUUUCGACCAACUUGAGUACCUCGAAGCAGUCGUCAAAGAAGGUCUCAGAGUCUUCCCUUCGAUCCCCAUGAGUCUACCAAGGUGCGUUCCCGAAGGCGGAGCAACUGUGGAUGGCCAUUGGCUACCUGGAGGUACCAUUGUGAGUUGUCAACCAUACUCAAUGCAUCGAAUGGACGAAGAGGUGUUCCCUCGCCCAGAUAGCUUUGAGCCGCAGAGAUGGUUGGAGGAGAAGGGCUCAGCUGAGCGAAACAGACUGUUCUUUGCGUUCUCUAAUGGAGGUCGUGCAUGCAUCGGAAGACAUCUUGCUAUAGUUGAGAUGAAGACACUUUUGCGUGACAUCUAUUCGCGAUAUAGAACAGCCCCUGCGGAUGGCAUGACUUCUGAUAUGGAUGUUGCGUUGACACAGAUUGUUGAAGUAGAAUCUGGAGAACUUCGUAACCCUGCGGGGACUUCCACAGCCCAGUUCACUGGAGCCACUCGCCAAACCAUCGCCAACUCAUUUCAAUCGGCCGCGACCGUAGCAAUGAGCGCUUUGGUUCCAGAAACUCCGAAAUCGUCACCAAGGAAAACCAGGUCUCGAGGAGGAUGCGUUGAGGCUGGGAGCAUCUGCAAAUACGAAGUCACGCUGAAUUGGGGCGGAAGAUCAUUCGUCAAGUCCACCUUCGGAAAGUGUCUUCAUGAUAUCAAAAGAACGGACAACACCUCGACAGGCAAUGGCUUUGUUUACAGCACAACCCAUGCCCAGUCGCCUGGCCUCGAGACAUCGCAGAGGACCACAGCGACGCAGUCAAAUGCCAGCCAUGGACGAACACUUCAGCACUCGACAGAAAGCCAUGUACCGGAGAACACACAGAAUGCACAGGAUGGGAAUGUCACUACCACCAAUGCCUCCUUGAUGUUGAGAAGCGAUUGCAUUCUGGAGAUAUCAUCAACGGUUCACCAACAAGAUACGCUGGCCAGUCCUCUUCAACCGCCACAUGCAACCAUGCCGCGACCUCAACAUCAAAUAUCCUUUCUUCCGCCCAUGGCUCAAUACCUCUUCCAAUUCUACCUCUCCGAAACGAUGAGACUUACAGUCCCCAGCAGCUAUGCCAAAGCAGAGAUCUGUCGAUUCCUCGUCCCAAUGUCGCUCCAAGAGCCGAGCUUACUCUACGCCGUGAUGGCUUUCGCCGCUGUUCACCUUGAUGCCAUCGGUAUGCUGCCCGGAAACUCGCAACGACUUAUCGACAGUCUCCAUUGGGCAAGCAUCAAUCAUCUCCGAAGAUUGUUGGAAGAUGUUGACACCACGUCACAAACCGUGGCGUUGGCUACGACGAGAACACUAUGCCAGGCUCAGAUCUACGGUGGAACAUCGUUAUGGCGUAUCCAUCUCGAUGGUGCGCGUGCUAUCCUCCAGACGUCUCAAACAGGUAACCAAGUGACGAGCAGACCUCAAAUUCCUGUGAACACGGGGUUCCUGGAUAGUUGGUUCCAUAAUGCGGAAGCGCUGGCUUCCUUGAGCCCGGCCGGGCUACUCGGUGGCCAGCUUCUUGUCCACGGCCAGAGUGACUCUGGAGUGUUUCUCGACAUUUACGGUGGCGUCAUGUCCGAUCUUCCCGCACUAUUCAAAGAAGUCGGAGCCCUCUUGGGAAGGAAGCAUAUACGCACCCCAGAACUCGAAUCAGAAACGGGUAAUCUCAUUCAACAAAUCCAUGCGAGGCUUUCUCGCGACAAAGCCGAGAACAUGAACAUCUCAUCGGAUAUUCUCUCGUCUCUCACAGCGAACGAUAUCCAAAACUACGCCCUCAGCAACGCCGGGUUUCUCUACAUGGCACUCUUGCACUUGUACUGUAGUAUGAGAUCUCUGCCGCCCUUCGCCAUCGAAGUCCGCUUCUGCGUUGCUCAAAUCAUUCAGUGCGCUCAUAGAAUGUCUCGUGAGUCCGGACUGUCACCUAGAGUACUGCUAGUCUCCCCCUUGUUCACCGCUGGGCUUUACGCUCUCGGGUCUGCGCGAGAUGAGAUCAGGCAUGAGCUGGCAGACAUCGAAAGAUGGAUGAAGACUCCUCAUCUGUUUAAGACACUAGAGUUAUUGGAAAGAGUUUGGCUUCAACAUCCCGAUGACUCCACACGCACUUGGGAAACGAUUGAAGAUAUCAGCGUUGACUUUCUUCCUUACUAA
Molecule: messenger RNA, 3129 nt
Organism: Fusarium tjaetaba
Lineage: Eukaryota; Fungi; Ascomycota; Sordariomycetes; Hypocreales; Nectriaceae
Product: cytochrome P450 monooxygenase 4ac1
Exons: 10
Coding region: 1-3129 (1042 amino acids)
Molecular function (GO): heme binding; iron ion binding; oxidoreductase activity, acting on paired donors, with incorporation or reduction of molecular oxygen
Source: RefSeq, a predicted model, not a curated record